AAGAACCAAAAAAAAUUGCAUUAAGAGAUACGGCAAAAAAUAACUGGAGAGAAAACACCGGAAACUGCUUAGAGCUGUUUAUAUCGGAGAAGACCAAGACUUCUUGUGCAUACGCUUUACAUCCUGUGGGCUGUGGCUUGCCAAAAAUCGGAAUUAUUUACUUUCACCGGCUAUCUCAUCUAAUUAGGAAAGCAUAAAAAAAAUAACAAAAAAAUAAAAGAAACAAACAAAAUUUGUUAUUUGGUAAAUUUAGUUUAUUUCCUAACAUAUUCAGUUAAGUAUUAGGGCCGCUAUGCUUAUAUAUAUUGAAGUAUAGGCCGACUAUUAUUUUUCGGAAUCAGCCAAGAAUAGGAAGCUCCUGGUGAAUUAGUACAGAGGGAAAAAAAUGUACACAACCAGACCCUUAUCUCUAUACGAGCGUUCCCCAGAAGCCAUCUCAUCAACUCCAGAAGGUCCAAAUUCUGGUUAUUUGGUACUCCGAGAUGAAGAAUCCACACCAACAUAUUUGUUCGGGUUGAUCAAGGGCUCGUCUAUCGAUGAUCUGCCAUUUCCACAAAAUAAACGCCUCUCCGUCAGAUAUACAAGCAGCAAUGAUGAAAGCUCUUCAGUUGAUGAGGUUUAUUUAAUUCCUGUCAUCAACCAGCCACUCUCAUCCAACCGAUAUUAUGCAAUAAAAGCAGAUGGGAAGACAAAGGGGGAAUCAUAUGCAAGCUCAAAAGAAGACGACUUUGGAAUAAGCUGCUUUUGCAUCCCAACCAUCCGAGAUGUAAAACCAAGACCACCCUUUGAUGCAAACGACAUAUAUCAGCAAUUUGAGUUCUCUGUAACACAAACUUUUCUUGGUGGAAACAGGCUCUCAGCUAGAUCCGUAGCACCUGAUGGUCACCCACCAGAUUUUUUACGCAGAAAAGGAUGGCAUAUGAGCUCUAAAUCUCUAAAAAAUUUCAACAUGGGAGAGGCUCGCGGUAUUGACUCUUCCCUAAGAGCUCGUCUUCCAGACUUCAAUAUUUUCUCUUCUCAAGAAAGUUCAACGUCUGUGGUUGUUGGUAAGUGGUACUGCCCUUUUAUCUUCAUCAAAGAUGGGAGUGAGAAAGUCCAAAUCAAGAACUCCAUAUAUUAUGAAAUGACACUUGAGCAACGAUGGGAGCGGAUUUUUACUGCUGAGAGAAGCAAUAAUGAUCAGGAAAAGACAGUGAUAGUCAAUGCGAUGGUUCCAGCAGAGGUGGUAAGAAUUGCAGGGCAGCUAGAAGCGCAAGAAGAGAUGAUUGAUGGCAGAGGAGUAGUGUGGUACAAGGCAAUAGAUGGAAGCGGAACAGUAUAUCGGACGGGGCUGAGCUCACUGAUUGUAGAAAGAAUAAUGUGGGAAGAAGGAAGACUUGGAUGGACUAAAGAGAAAGAAAAGUGGAUCAAUGUGGUAAAAGAAGAAAAAUAUGAAGGAAUAACAGACUGGAAAACUUUUGGUUGCUAUUUGCUGGUCGAAAGUUUUGUUCUGAAGCGGGGUGAUGGGAGAAACGUGCUAACAUAUGAUUUCAGGCACACUCAUCAGAUAAGAAGCAAAUGGGAAUGAUAUCAAUGAAUCCUUCAUUUUUCUGGACAGAGCUGCAAAAUUGUCUUCCUGCAGUCCUAUUAUGCAUGAUCCCUUAUAAACAUACAUAUACUUGCAAGGUUUAUAUUGCUCUCUGUAUCGAAUAAAUCAAAGGAUGUAAAUUUGUAAUUUCAUUGCUUAAUUUUUUUUUUUUUUCAAAUAAUAAACAUAGUUGUAAUUUUUAACCUUGUUAUUCAAAAAAGUUCCA
Molecule: messenger RNA, 1793 nt
Organism: Chenopodium quinoa (quinoa)
Lineage: Eukaryota; Viridiplantae; Streptophyta; Magnoliopsida; Caryophyllales; Amaranthaceae
Exons: 2
Coding region: 386-1567 (393 amino acids)
Source: RefSeq, a predicted model, not a curated record